UACAAAUUCCGGUUCCGCCAGUGCUACGCUGAAUGUUUAGUCACCACUGUUGUGGCAUAAUAUUGGGUUUCUUAGAUUUUUUCUUUCAUUUACUUUAAGAAAACAAAAUAGGGUAAAUCAUGUCCUGGGAAAAGAUUUUAACCAUCAUUGGCUGCCCAUUAGGACUGCUUUACAUUCUAAAGAUCAUUCUGUCUCACAGAAAGAAGCAGAAUUUGAAAGGGAAAGUUGUCUUGAUAACAGGAGCCAAUUCUGGAUUGGGGAAAGCAUGUGCUGUUGCAUUCCAUCAAGCUGGUUGCAAGGUUAUUUUGGCAGGAAGAAACAAGGGGGAGUUGGAUAAAGUGAGAGAAGAAAUUACAAAGAAGCAGGUGCCAGGUUCAUUCUCACCAGAGAUUCUUCUGAUGGAUCUUAUGAACUAUAGCAACAUGAGAGAAACGGUCUCCAAGGGAUUGAAACUUUUUGGACAGGUUGAUAUCCUCAUUAACAAUGCAGGGAUCAGCUACAGAGGGGAGAUAAGCAGCACCCAGAUACAAGUGGAUGAGAGAUUAAUGGCAGUUAAUUAUUUUGGACAAAUUGCAUUAAUCAAAGAAAUUUUACCUCACAUGAAGGAACAGGGAGGUGGAUCAAUUGUAGGCGUCAGCAGUGUACAAGGGAAAAUCACCAUUCCCUAUAGAUCAGCGUAUGCAGCCUCAAAGCAUGCUUUUCAGGCAUUCUGUGACACACUAAGGGCAGAGGUUUCCAGUGAUAAUAUACAUGUCUGUGUAGUGAGCCCAGGCUAUAUUCAAACCAACCUAUCCCAGAAUGCAGUGUGUGGAGACGGAUCAACAUACAACAAGAUGGACAGCACAACAGCUAGUGGAAUGAAGCCAAGUUUUGUAGCCCACAAAAUAUUACAAGCAGUGAAAUAUAGAGAAGAUGACAUUGUUCUAGCUCCCCUUCUACACAAACUUGUGAUAUUAAUCAGAACAUUUUUCCCUUCUCUAUUCUUUCUAGUAAUGAAUCUUAGAGCAAAGUCUGGUAAAAAAGAAUUUUCAAAAUUAAAGAAAUCAUGAUUAUAUAUAAAUAUAUAGAAAUUUAUUUAAGAAAAAUGCUUGUUCUUUCCUCGUGUUAUUAGCUUUCUUUUGUAAUCAAUGGUAAUUCUUUUCAAACUAUUCAAUAGCUGCAGGUCUGUAUCUCCCGGUCUGAAAAAAUUUGGAUGGACGACCUGGGAGCUACAGUGCCACCCAUAGUAAAAAUCUGCAAUUUACAGCGCACAAAAAAUUGUGCUAGAUUUGGACUGAUUAACCUCAUUUUCACACAAAUACUGUGAAAACAGUUAGUACCAUUAAAAUUUUCAGGCAAUUUACUGCUGAAAUCAUCACUUUACUUGCCUCAGACUUUCUCAUAAACAUGCUAACCGACCUCGGAAAAUGAAGUAUAUUAAUUUACGUCGAGAUCGAGAGUCGCCAUUUUCACGUGUAAACAAACUGCUCCACUUCACUAAACGGGAUUGGUGAUGGUGUUUUUAAAAAAGAAUAUCAGAGGCAAGUGAAGUGACGAUAUCUGUAGUAAAAUGUCCAAGGAAUGUUUUGGAAUCAAAUAUUUUUACAAAAUGUGUUUGGAAAUGAGAAAAAUCAGUCCAAAACUAGCGCAA
This is a messenger RNA of Magallana angulata, 1630 nucleotides long. Its product is annotated as dehydrogenase/reductase SDR family member 7B-like. The coding region runs from base 120 to 1049 and encodes 309 amino acids. NCBI's taxonomy places the organism in Eukaryota, Metazoa, Mollusca, Bivalvia, Ostreida, Ostreidae. The transcript is spliced from 7 exons. Gene Ontology annotation, cellular component: membrane. The record is from RefSeq and is a predicted model, not a curated record.